Trichobilharzia szidati is the source of this 1270-nucleotide messenger RNA. The record is from the annotation of a GenBank genome assembly. Lineage: Eukaryota; Metazoa; Platyhelminthes; Trematoda; Strigeidida; Schistosomatidae.
AUCAAUAAAUAAAUUUAUUUAUAAAUAUGUGUGUGUAUUCAUAUGAAUUAAGUGCCAUUUGAAUAUAUCAAUUGCAUUCAACAGUGUACAUCAGAGCAUGAACAGGAAUCAUCUAUACCAGAUUGUAAUUCUUGGUUACUUUGUCACUGGAAUCUCAGCGAUAAUUCCAAAACCAUACGAAUAUAAUCAAACUUCACUGUUGUGUAACAUUGUUGAAACACUUGAAUUUAUUCAUGAGCAUCAUUCUUGUUUCAUUCUAAUGGAGGCGUUGAAACGAUUCACUCAACGUCUUACCCGCAUAUAUACACCAUUACAGCCUUCAGAUGACACCGUCGUUACAAGUUGUUUCGUCACCGCGUUGUCUAUCCAUAUAGAACAAUCAUGUGAUGAAAGGGAAAACAAACUUUGGCCAUCUGAUAUGAUGGAUGAGUCAUACUUGGUGAACAUAACUGAUGGGGUAAUAGAAAUAUCUUCCCAAGAGAUAUGGGGAACACUUCGAGCAUUAGAGACGAUUCUUCAACUAGUUUACAGAAGUGAACCAGAUUCGAAAGUCAUUUAUCAAGGUGUUGUCAAUGACGUACCGAUAUUUACACAUCGUGGAAUUAUGAUCGACACUGCUGGACAUUUUCUCAGUAUUUCUGAAAUCGAGAAGAUGAUAGAUGCAAUGUCCACGGUUAAAAUGAACACUCUUCAUUGGCAUGUGACAGAUGAUCAAUCCUUUCCAUUCUUCUUUUUCUCACUUCCUGAUCUACCGAGAUGGAACUCUUAUGAUGACAAAAUCGCGGUAUAUUUGCCGGAUGAAGUAACCGGAUUAUUGGAGUAUGCACGUUUAAGAGGUGUACGUGUGAUACCAGAAUUUGAAACUCCAGCUCAUACCAAAAUGUGGGCUGUAUUUACACUUCCAAUACUCACUGUCUGCUUUAAAGAUGGCAAACCAAGUUCUGAAUAUGGUCCAAUAAAUCCAACGGAUAAUGCUACAUACACGUACUUACGUCCAAUUUUCCAUGAAGUCCUCAGUGUAUUCCCUGAUAGUAUGAUACAUCUGGGCGGUAGAGAUGUGUCAUAUGAAUGUUGGCAGUCUAAUAUUUUCAUUCAAGAGUUUAUGAAUAAAACAGGAUACGGGGAUGACUACACAAAAUUGGAGAGUUAUUAUUUUCAGCGACUUAUGACGACUAUUCUAGGCGCAAAUUCAUCAGAAUGGACAGCAUCACCGAUUGUCUGGCAAGAUGUAUUCGAGAAUGGAUUUCGUGUAAGUUGUGAUUUUUUCUAA